AACCCGCCAAUUGAGCUUUAGGUUUCCUCACCUUUUUUAUUAACGGUCUUCCAGCUUUUUUCCCUCUCAAAUCUCAAACCUCCAGAUCUCUCUAUCUCUCUCUCUCUCUCAGAAGAAGAAGAGAGGCGAAAGAAACAGAAGAAGGAGAAAGAGAUUUGGAUAUGUCGCCGAUGGCUGCUUUUCAAGAUCCUGAAACAAGGCAUCAUACCUACAGCAGGAAGCAGAAAUCUUUGGGGCUCUUGUGCUCCAACUUUUUGAGCUUGUACAACCGAGAUGGCACUGAAUCCUUUGGUUUGGAUGAUGCUGCCGACCGAUUAGGAGUUGAGCGGAGGAGGAUCUAUGAUAUAGUCAAUGUCUUGGAAAGCAUUGGGGUUCUAGCGAGAAAGGGAAAGAAUCGGUACGCAUGGAAAGGAUUUGUAGGAAUUCCCCAGGCUCUAAAGGAGCUUAAGGAGGCUUUGAAAGAGAAUUUUUCCAACAUCUAUGAUGCUAGCAACAGUGAAAAAGUUUCAGAUGAUGAGGAAGAUGAAAAAUCCAUUGAUCCAAACAUUGCGAGCAGGGAAGAUAAAUCAAGCUCCACUGCCGUCAUUUCUAAACUUUCUGCAUCCUUCAAAGCUGGUGACAACAGAAGAGAGAAAUCCCUGGGACUUCUUACACAAAACUUUGUGAAGCUAUUUCUCUGUUCUAAUUCAGACUUGAUCUCCCUGGAUGAUGCUGCAAGGAUAUUGCUUGGUGAUUCACUCAAUUCAUCUCAGAUGAGAAAUAAUUCUGCAGCAAAAGUUAGACGAUUAUAUGAUAUUGCGAAUGUGUUGUCUUCCAUGAAUCUUAUUGAGAAGACCCACCAUGCUGAAAGCAGGAAGCCUGCAUUUAGGUGGCUAGGGAUUACAGAGAAACUUGAGAACGGGUCAGCUGGCUCUUUCAAUUCGGAGGACAGCAGAAAAAGAGUGUUUGGAACUGAGAUAACAAAUACUAAUUUUAAGAGAAACAAGGUGAAUUCCUUGAUGGAUGAGAAGGCUAAACAGAAGCCAAACAUCCAAAUGCAAAUGAACCAUGAAAAUAGGUCAAAUGAUAUGGGCAGAAGCCAAAUCGAGCAACAACCAAAGCAAAGCUCCAAGGAUUUUGUGUUUGGCCCUUUCAGUCCAGUUGUUAUGCCUAAAGUUGGCGACUUGGAUAAAAAUAAUGUAAAAAGGGUUCAGGACUGGGAGGGCCUUGCCUCUUCUUAUCGCCCUCAGUAUCACAACCAAGCUUUGAACGAUCUCUUUGCUCAUUAUUUGGAGGCAUGGAAGUCAUGGUAUGUGGAAGUCGCUGGCAAGCAACCAAUACAAAACUUCUCUUGAUGCACAUUCAACUUUUUAAUAACAGUGUACACAUGUACGUCAAUGAAAUACCAUUUUUCUUUUUUCUUGGGGGGAGGGGGAAGGUGGCCUUUUUGGGUGCAUGCUCUCAAUGCUCCAACCAGAAUGGCUAUACCCCAUUUCACCUUUUAAUUUUCCCCUUUGAUUUGGAUAAAAACUUGUUUCAAGGGCUUGUUGACCCAUUAUAAAGAUUUGUUUACUUUGCUAA
Messenger RNA from Telopea speciosissima, 1560 nucleotides. RefSeq names its product E2F transcription factor-like E2FE. NCBI's taxonomy places the organism in Eukaryota, Viridiplantae, Streptophyta, Magnoliopsida, Proteales, Proteaceae. Gene Ontology annotation, molecular function: DNA-binding transcription factor activity, RNA polymerase II-specific; RNA polymerase II cis-regulatory region sequence-specific DNA binding. Gene Ontology annotation, cellular component: RNA polymerase II transcription regulator complex. The transcript is spliced from 11 exons. Gene Ontology annotation, biological process: regulation of transcription by RNA polymerase II. The coding region runs from base 162 to 1334 and encodes 390 amino acids. The record is from RefSeq and is a predicted model, not a curated record.